AUGCAACUUGCACACCCCCUCACCCUCCUAUUCCCGCUCGUCCUGCCGUCCACGGCGCAAGCCCAGUCCUCGGGCACAGGCUCAACAACCCACUACUGGGACUGCUGCAAGCACUCGUGCGCCUGGCUAGGCAAAACCUCCUCCCUCGCCGCAAGGGCCGGGACGAUAUGCGACCGUGACGACAACCCCCUCUCGGACGGCGGCGCCACGUGCAGCGGAUGCGACCCGGGCAGCGCGGCCUACAUGUGCAGCGCCCAGUCGCCGUGGCUGGGAAUAAGAUGGUUGUGCAGUUUACAAAUACGGGCGAUCCCCGGUGGCGGCGUGGGCCAGUUCGACGCCUGCACGGAUCAGUACGGAGCGCCGGCCAACGGGUGGGGCCAGCGGUAUGGCGGAGUCAGCUCUCGGGCCGAGUGCGACGGGUUCCCGGCAAAGUCCAAGGCCGGGUGCUACUGGCGCUUCUACUGGUUCAAGGGUAUCAAUAACCCGAGCGUCUCCUUCCGUCAGGUGACUUGCCCGGCGGAGAUUACCACUGACGUCCGCAGCCCGCAAGCCAUUGGGUCAUCUGAUAUCAAAAGUCACGAGCAAUACCUGAGCGACCCCAGCCUCGAACGCCUGGGCAAGCCUUUCGUCUCGUAG
Colletotrichum orchidophilum is the source of this 636-nucleotide messenger RNA. RefSeq names its product glycosyl hydrolase family 45. Gene Ontology annotation, biological process: carbohydrate metabolic process. The transcript has 3 exons. Lineage: Eukaryota; Fungi; Ascomycota; Sordariomycetes; Glomerellales; Glomerellaceae. Bases 1 to 636 code for a protein of 211 amino acids. Gene Ontology annotation, molecular function: cellulase activity. The record is from RefSeq and is a predicted model, not a curated record.